Messenger RNA from Strongylus vulgaris, 396 nucleotides. The record is from the annotation of a GenBank genome assembly. NCBI's taxonomy places the organism in Eukaryota, Metazoa, Nematoda, Chromadorea, Rhabditida, Strongylidae.
AUGUCUGGAUGGCAAGCGUACAUCACGUCAAUGACGGACUCGUCGCCUGCCAUCAAGAGAGCAGCCAUCAUCGGUACCGACGGAUCCGUUUGGGCUCGAACUCAGAACGCCAAUGCUUUCCGGGCAACUGAAGCGGAGUUGAAGAAGUUUGUCACAUUGUUUGACAAUCUUGACAAUGUCCCAUCAACUGGAGCUGACCUAGAGGAGAUUCACUACAUCGUUCCUCGCACCGAAGAGAACCUUAUCUUUGGCAAGAAAGAAAAGAUGGGAUUUUUUGCGGCAAAAACGAAAACUGCUAUCUUAAUUGCUAUGUACGAAGGAGAGAACCAAGUAUCGGCCGAGGUGCGAACAGCAGUUGAGAAGAUGGCCAAAUAUCUGGAGGACAGCGGUUACUAA